Molecule: messenger RNA, 1207 nt
Organism: Coregonus clupeaformis (lake whitefish)
Lineage: Eukaryota; Metazoa; Chordata; Actinopteri; Salmoniformes; Salmonidae
Product: phosphate carrier protein, mitochondrial-like
Exons: 8
Coding region: 95-1204 (369 amino acids)
Biological process (GO): mitochondrial phosphate ion transmembrane transport
Cellular component (GO): mitochondrial inner membrane
Molecular function (GO): phosphate transmembrane transporter activity
Source: RefSeq, a predicted model, not a curated record
UUACCGCGAGGUCGUUCGGCCCCUGUGAGCCGCCAGUUGCAGUAGAGCGGAGGCGCCAUUUUAAGACACCGAGCGAGCGACUGAGUGGAGUUCUAUGACAUAUUUAACCCCGGUUUUGGACACCAUGUAUCCGACCACGCUAACGCAGUUGUCCCGGGCUAAUCCCUUCAACGCCCCGCUCUUCUCCCUCCAAGAAAUCGAGGAGCCCAAACAGAGCCUUCCCGCAAAUGGACUGAGCCGCAACCUCGCUGCCGCAGCAAUCGCUGACUCUGCAGAUGUGAGCUGUGAGUUUGGCUCAACAAAGUACUAUGCCCUGUGUGGCUUUGGGGGUAUCCUGAGCUGCGGCCUCACACACACAGCUGUUGUACCCCUCGACCUUGUCAAGUGCCGCAUCCAGGUGGACCCUGACAAGUACAAGAGCAUUGGCAAAGGCUUCUCCCUCACAUUGAAGGAGGAUGGAGCCCGAGGGCUGGCUAAGGGCUGGGCCCCUACCUUCAUCGGCUACUCCAUGCAGGGUCUCUGCAAGUUUGGCUUCUAUGAGAUGUUCAAGAUCUUCUACAGCGACAUGCUUGGAGAGGAGAACACAUACCUGUGGAGGACAUCCCUGUACCUGGCUGCGUCUGCCAGUGCAGAGUUCUUCGCUGACAUUGCCCUGGCCCCCAUGGAGGCGUGCAAAGUGCGUAUCCAGACCUGCCCUGGCUACGCCAACAACCUCAGACAGUGUGCUCCCAAGAUGUUCGCAGAGGAGGGAGUAUGGGCGUUCUACAAGGGUGUGGUUCCCCUGUGGAUGAGGCAGAUCCCCUAUACCAUGAUGAAGUUUGCCUGCUUUGAGAGGACCGUGGAGCUGCUCUACAAACACGUGGUGCCCAAACCCCGCGCUGAGUGCACCAAGGGCGAGCAGCUGAUCGUCACCUUCACGGCCGGCUACAUCGCUGGUGUGUUCUGUGCUAUCGUGUCCCACCCAGCGGACUCAGUGGUGUCUGUACUGAACAAGGAGAGUGGCAGCACCGCCGCCCAAGUGCUCAAGAAGCUCGGACCUAAAGGUGUGUGGAAGGGCCUGGUUGCCCGUAUCAUCAUGAUCGGUACCCUGACCGCCCUGCAGUGGUUCAUCUACGACUCCGUGAAGGUCUACUUCCGCCUGCCCCGUCCCCCUCCCCCUGAGAUGCCAGAGUCCCUCAAGAAGAAGCUGGGGCUCACUGAGUAAAAA